This is a messenger RNA of Sphenostylis stenocarpa, 1143 nucleotides long. The record is from the annotation of a GenBank genome assembly. NCBI's taxonomy places the organism in Eukaryota, Viridiplantae, Streptophyta, Magnoliopsida, Fabales, Fabaceae.
AUGGAUUCCCUACUCGCCAACUACGCCUCUUCAGAUGGUGAAGAAGAAGAAGAACGACAACCAACACCACCCAAAACGACGACGCCCUUCUCCUCUCUCCCUCAACCCAAAUCAUCGCUCUUUCAAUCUCUUCCCCAACCCAAAUCCUCGUCUUCUCUCUUUCAGUCUCUUCCUCAACCCAAAUCAUCGUCUUCUUCUCUCUUUCAAUCCCUUCCUCCGCCAAAACAACCUUCCCUCGCCACUUCCAGCGAAGCCGCCAACCCUAAACCUAAACCCCAAAUUCAAGAACCACAGCCCAAACGCGUCGUGCAAUUCAGGCCCCCAAUCAUUCCUCUCCCAAACCCUACCCAACUCCUCGACGACGAUGACGACGACGAAGAAGAAGAACGAAACAGAAGAAAGAAAAAGUUAGAGUCCUCCAGGCAAACUUCAUCCGUCAAAUCCUUCCUCGCCAGCAUUCCGGCGCCAAGGAAUGCUGCCACUCUCGGGGUUCAAGCGGGUUCCGGUUCAGGCCGGAGAUCCAUCAUCGAAACCGAAUCAGCGGCAUCGACACUGGCAACGGCGUCGAAUUCUGGCGAUUCAAGUAGUGUUACCGCGGAUCAGAGUUCAGGGGAUUACGAAAAUUAUGAAAAUUAUGAGAAUUACCAAUAUGCCAGUGACCAGUAUGCUGGUUAUUAUGGCAAUUAUGGUUCGGGUACCGAGUCAGGGAGUUUGGGAACCGAGCCUGAGGCUGGGCCUGCUACGUAUGGAACUGAACAUUAUGGGAAUUACGGACAGUAUGGGAAUAAUUGGGGUGACGUGUCAGCAGCACCGGUGGCAGAAGCGUCUGGGAUUGGGGACAGUGUGGUGAGGAUUCCUGGGAAGAGAGGGAGGCAUGAGGUUCCCACCGAAGUUAUUGAGGUGAAGCAAGAUGAGUUGAUUAAGAAUCGGCCGAGAGAGGAUCAAGUCAAGCUUACUGGGAUUGCUUUUGGACCCACUUAUCAGCCUGCUUCGACAAAGGGGAAGCCUUCAAAGCUGCACAAGAGGAAACAUCAAAUUGGUUCAUUGUACUUCGAUAUGAAACAAAAUGAAAUGAAACUGGCUGAGCGGCGUGCAAAGGGCAUGCUUACCAAAGCUGAAACGCAAGCAAAAUAUGGAUGGUGA